Molecule: messenger RNA, 1281 nt
Organism: Alternaria viburni
Lineage: Eukaryota; Fungi; Ascomycota; Dothideomycetes; Pleosporales; Pleosporaceae
Exons: 2
Coding region: 1-1281 (426 amino acids)
Source: RefSeq, a predicted model, not a curated record
AUGUCCGAUGAAUCGCAACGCCUUGACAUGUUCAUGUGGACUGGUGUUAUCUACUCCAUGGCCGUGGUGUUUGUCGUUCUACGAAUCGUCGGCAAGUUGGUGAAUAAGAGGCUAGCAAUGGACGACUAUAUCGUCGUUUUUGCUCUGGUGUUAUGCGCAGUACCCGCAGGAUGCACCUUGGCCAUCUACAUUUCUUGGUCGACCUACAUCGCUGUGCUUGGCCUCAUCAAACUUUCCCUCAUCGCGUUCUACCUCGAGAUCUUCCAAACGAAAAGCUUCCGGAUCACCGCUUACAUCUUCGGAGCCGGCAUCAUCAUCAACUCGACCGUCAUCGUCUUUCUGACGAUCUUCAUAUGCACGCCAGUUGAAUCCUUUUGGAAUCGAGACAUCAAGGGGCAGUGCCUAGACAUUCAAGCAGUACCGAUGGCAAACUCCAUCAGCGCUAUCGUGCAGGACAUCCUCCUGCUAAUCCUACCUUUAUUCUUCAUCCGCAACUUACAGAUGAGGCGCUAUAAGAAGGUCGCCGUUUGCUUCAUGUUCGCCAUCGGAACUUUCGGAUGCAUCGCGACUAUCAUCCGCCUAUUCGUCUUACUCACGUUUAAGAUCUCUGUGGAUCCUACCUGGGACUACGUGAAGGUCACCGUCUGGACGGAGUUGGAACUUGCGGCAGGUUUCGCCUGCGUAUCGCUGCCAUCCAUUCGGAUACUGGUGGUCAGGAUGCUGCCCAAGAACGUCAUUGAGUUCUUUACCGAGAUCACUCAGUCCUCGAAACAAAAGAACUCGGACCCAAAGAACGUGCACGCGCAUGCCGCCCCAGUGGAACGACCCGGGAAGAAAGAGUGGCGCAAGCCUGCGGGCUGGGACUGGGUUUCUCUGGGCGCUGAAGAGAGUGAUUCUCCAUUAGCCACCAGGAAGAGUAUGGUCAGUGGUCGCUGGCCUUGGGUUGCGACAUCACCCCUCACCUCACGCUUCUCGACACAUCCACGCGGCGGUUCCCGCCUCCUCAGUUCAGCGAUGAGCAAUCAUAGCGACACCGACACUCGGAUCCGGGCUUGGUCAGCAAAGGAGAAUGAAGCUCAGAAAAACGCCAUGGAACUACGCGAGGUACCACAAAAUGAGAUCGAAUUUGGAGACGUACGUGUGAACAUUGCAAACGAAGUCACGGCGUUACCCAAGAUCGGAUGUCUCCCCGAGCGAUCGUACUCUCAUGAGCAUGAACGUACGAGAGGGUCCAAGUGGUUAUUUAAGAAGCAGAAGCGGAGUCAUAACGAGCCUGUAUGA